UUCAUGGACCUGUAUUCAUGAUUAAGCAGAUUAUGUUAAAAAAAACACUAUCUGUUAUCAACCUAUGGCACUUAUAUCACUUCAAUAGAAGAUAUAUAUUUUCCUGUCACCCUAAAUGUGUCCGGUCAGUUAUCUUAAGAGGUGUUUUCAUCUCAGUCUUCAACCGUUUGGUUUCCUGUUUUUGUUCAGAAGGUGAUCCGAGGCCUGACUCCUGAUAGUCACUCAUUUUCUGUCACUCUAACAUACCUUCAUAAAUUAGUUAUUUUCCGGUGAGGACAGGUUGUCAGGGAGACAAUGGGGAGCAGGAAAACCUCGGGCUCAGAGGACCUUUCCCCUUUCACACACUUCCCCAGAAGAGUUGGCUGUUCCUCACGUCAUCACUGCUGAAAACAGCGCGGGGGGGGAUCCAGUGCGUCUGGGCUCCAGGGAGAAUUUGUUAUUCCCUCAUCCCUGAAGAAUGACAGGUCCCUAUUGUUUUCAUUCUUUCACUCCUCCAAUGCUCUGACUCCUUUCCGUGCCUGGAACAGGAUAUGGUGGAUUUUUUUGGUUGGUUAUGUUCUGCUUUUACUCCUUACAUGGAUUACAUUGUUCAUCCACCACCAGGGGAAAAAUAAUUGGGCUUUCUGUAGCGAUAUUUAAAUAUUGUGCAGACAGUGGUGGAAAAUUACUGCAUUUACUCAAGUUACUAACUACAUUUCAGGGGGUAACAUUGGACUUCAAUUUUACUUCACUACAAUUAUUUGACAGCUAAAAUCACUUCUUAGGUGAAGAUUUUACAUAUAAAACAUGAUUAUCUAAAUAAAUACAAUGUACGUUCAGUAAUAAGUAAGUUAAAUAAGCUCUUUCUUGACUAUAACAAAAAUAGUUUUGGUUACCUUAAGCACUUUCUACACUAAAAACAUUUAGCUGAGGGUGAAAAGGUGACAACAUGUUGCAAUGCAGGACUAUUAUUUACAGUGGAUCAUUUUUACAAUGUGAUACAAUUACUUUUACUUAAGUAAAGGAUCUGAAUAACUUUUACAUUUGUUAUGUCCAUGUUAGAACAACAAUAACAUGAUGCAAAGUUAACACAUAGUUGGUUACUGGAUGUAAAUCCUUUCCUAACUUUUAAGUUAAAAAGGGACAAAAGAUAGUCCUCACACUUUCAAAUGUUCAGAUGUUAUUGAGAAAUCUAUCAAACUUUUUGUGCAAAGAUUAUUUCUACACAUGUGUAGAGGGGAUUUUUUAAAUGUAUUAAUUCUUCCUGCCACAUUAAUUCCCUGUUGUCUCAACGGCCCGGACGUGUGAUAAUUCUGGCAGCGGUGUAGCUGGAGGUUGCUACUGCGACAGAGGGAGGGGAGGAUGGGUCAGGAUGGACUGGAAGUGUGUCUCCAGCAGCGUUUAUAAACAUGGCCCCUUUACACACCUACUGGUCAUUGUUUACAUCCAUCCAUACAUGCCAUUUCUGCAUGUACGUUUCUGUACCCUGGCAGUGUGACAGAGCUAUAGAAGACGGACCAUCAUCCCACAUCUGGCUUUCCUUCCAGUUCUGCUCCACAGAGUCUAGUUGAUGCCGCAGCACCUGAUCUGCAAAGAUCACAUCUGAACGGAAACCUUGUGGAUAUUUUGGCAAAAAAGAGUUCCUAUUUAGAUCUUUCCAGAACCAGCUGCCACCAUUUCUCCUCCAGCCGCCAUGUACAGCUCCAACUACUCCCGGGCCAAGUUUGGCCUGGAGGCAAGGGAGCCCCUGCACAAACACAAAGGAAAGAGCUGCGGCUACUACAUGAGGAUCGUCUUCUUCUUCUCCUCUCUGAUCCAGUCCCUCAUCAUCGUCAGCCUGGUGCUCUUCCUCAUCUAUGGACAGCCAGAGAAGUCAGCCGAGGAGAAGAGAGUUGAGGACCUGGAGGUGAACUUCAACAGGCUGAGUGAGAACAACAUCCAGCUGAGGAAGGAGAAGGGCGAGCUGGGAGCUCAGCUGGGAGCUCGCACCGGAGAGAAAGCUGCUCUGGUGACAGAGCUGGCCAAGCUAAAGACUGACACCAACAAGACAGAGUUUAUCCUAAAAGAUAAAUUAGCUACCUGUGAGAGAACGAGUGCAUCGACAAUCACAAGCAUUAUGUCACGUCGUAUCACCCCUCCGAUCCAGACCCCUCCUGUCACUAACAGCGGUGAAAUGAAGACUCUUCAGACCCUGAACGCCCAGCAGAAAGCCAUGAUCAACCUGAUUGUGGCGAACUUCACCCAGACGGUGCAGUACCUGAGCCUGGAGAGAGACAACGCCCUCAAAGACAGAGACAUUCACCACCAGGACGCCAUCGCCCUGCGCAGGGAGAACACCAUGCUGAACGAGCAGCUCACCACCUACACCAGGAAAUGCAAGGAGGACUUUGCCCACUCUUUGGACGGGAUCAAAAAGGUGACCAGCGAUUUCCUGACCAAGAUCAACAACCUGUUUCCCCACCAGCUGACCUUUCACCUCACCUGCGACCGCCAGCAGGAGCAGAUGGAGAAGAUCAGGAACAAAUGCACUAACCUGUCCAAAGAUGUGGAGAAUAAGUUCCAGCUGUAUUUGGACAAUGUGGGCAGCAAGGUGGCUGAGAUCCAAGCCUUUUCCAGUCGUCUGGAGGUGCAAAACUCACAUGCGAGCUCUGAACUGAAGCAGUGUGAAAACACUCGCAAAGAGGCGGCCGCGGAGUCAGCCAAUCAGCUGCAGCUCAAACAGAAGACUCACGAUAACCAGGUGGAGAAGUUACUGAUUGAGCAGAACCAGCUGAGGGAUCAGAAGAAGCUGCUGGAAGACACUUUGGCCCUGAGAGACAGAGAGCUUCAGAACCUCCAGGGAACGAUCUCUGCUCAGCCCAAUACCAAGGGGAGAUGAAAUGAACUUGCAGACUGAAGAAACAUUUGUCAACAUUUUGCCUUUAAAUCUUCAAAAGAUUACAUGUAUAUUUUCUGUAUACAACAAACUUUAAUUUGUACAUAAUAAAGAGUCCAUAUUAAUGACUUGCUGUUGUUGGACUGUGCAUGCUUUGUUUAGCUCUACUUGGAUUAGAAUAUGAAUUUGUGUGUAAGUUUAAACAUUGGUUGAAAAGCCAACCAAGGUAAAUGUAAAAAUGUCAAUUACACUGGUGUAAAUAUUCGUCUGGUUAUGUUUGUUGUACUGUAAAUCUUUUGUUUGGAAAUAAAAUGAAACUGACUCACUCCUGAA
Molecule: messenger RNA, 3187 nt
Organism: Gymnodraco acuticeps
Lineage: Eukaryota; Metazoa; Chordata; Actinopteri; Perciformes; Bathydraconidae
Gene: plvapb
Product: plasmalemma vesicle associated protein b
Exons: 8
Coding region: 1673-2857 (394 amino acids)
Biological process (GO): positive regulation of cellular extravasation; regulation of vascular permeability
Cellular component (GO): caveola
Source: RefSeq, a predicted model, not a curated record